Molecule: messenger RNA, 3709 nt
Organism: Penaeus monodon (black tiger shrimp)
Lineage: Eukaryota; Metazoa; Arthropoda; Malacostraca; Decapoda; Penaeidae
Product: alpha-1,6-mannosyl-glycoprotein 2-beta-N-acetylglucosaminyltransferase-like
Biological process (GO): protein N-linked glycosylation; oligosaccharide biosynthetic process
Cellular component (GO): Golgi stack; Golgi membrane
Molecular function (GO): alpha-1,6-mannosylglycoprotein 2-beta-N-acetylglucosaminyltransferase activity
Source: RefSeq, a predicted model, not a curated record
GUAGGGAUCUCGCCGCCGCCCUGGGAGGUUCUGUUGCUCUCGUCCCGGCUCUCCUGUCCAGCCUCUCGUAGUGCCUGACGGAGGUGCUGGAACGCUCGUAGGACUGUGUGCUUUUAAGAAUUCUGCGACAAUGCAUGCUGGUGCAUUCACUGGACAAGAGACUCCCCUUUCAUCGCGCAAAGAAGAGUGACUAUGCGUUCCCGUUCAAACGAGAGUUUUAGGUGAAACUUGAUAUGGGGACGUAAAUGAACUUGAUUUGGUUAACUGAUACCGGGCUGUGGAUACCAUUAGUGACCGUCGCGGAGGUGAUUCACGUGCAAUGCUUGUCGUCCGCGUGCCCCCCUCUGCUGCGUUCGUGUUUCUGCAACAACGGACGCUCUUAUGAACGACAAGGUUAUAACUCCUUAGCUUUAGUUUUAGCUGAUAGUCGUAGUGUGAUCGAACCUGGUGGAGAUAUUCGUGAUCUGGAAGUUUGCUUGUGAAAAUUCAGAAGGACGAUCAGACGCCAGAUAACAGCAGUACAGCACGAACAAGAAACGUGACAAGGCUCUCUAAUGGUCCCGCUCUAGGACAGCAACGCUGACUCGACAAGCCAAGGAUGAGGUGGCGGCGCCCUUUGAAGCGGCUGCUGCUGCUUCUCAUGUUCGUGUGCAUGACUAUCAAGCUGCACCUCGAACUGCGUCUGCUGGACUCGUCUGGGGAGAGGGCGCUGUUCCCCUGGCGCGCCAACGAUACCGUCAGGAACGCAGCCGCCCUGUUUGGAUAUCCCCAGCGGGAGGAGGAGGGCGUGGCGCGGGCGGGAGGACACGCAGCGGCGUCUCCAGGAACGCGUGACGGUCGCCAAGGGAUGAAACUUCAGGACUACUUCGCUCGGAUCAAGACUUCGCUGGCCGGCGGCACGAGGGCGAAGGGUCCAGGGCAGGUGAACAGUACAAAUAAGGUAAAAUCGGCGGAUACUGUUAAAGGCAAUUCAUCUGUGAUAAACCUAAACCAAAAAGGCAGCGGAGGGAGCAUCCCGCCAAAAAGCCAGCCUUCAGGCAGAAAGCCCCAGUUGCCGGCACAGGGCUCCAAGUAUAGCAACAGGAAGCUCACCAACGAUAAUUCCGAGGCCGUCAAACCCGCGAUUCAAGUGCCAGCCAAACCUGCGAAGGCCAAUCCGAGAGGCGCUGUAAACAAAAGGGUGUCGGCGCAGUCCAAAAAAGGCGUUUCCCACGACGUGGACGCCAAGGAGGUGUUCCUCACGCAGCAGGACAUCAUCAGGAUAAAGAUGGAGUUGGAACUCGAAAACAAACUGCAGACGGUGUACAACGAGCAACAGUUCGGCCCGGUGCUCGCCAAUACCUCCAUCUUGCUGGUCCAGGUGCACAAUCGGCUGGAGAACCUCCGCUACCUGGUGGAGGGGAUGACGAAGGUGCGGGGCAUCGAGCAGGCCCUGGUGAUCUUUAGCCACGACUUCUGGGACCCCGACAUCAACGCCUUCGUCACCAACAUCACCAAGUUCCGCGUCAUGCAGAUCUUUUUCCCUUAUUCCAUCCAACUUCACCCGCUCACCUUCCCCGGACGAGACCCGAGGGACUGCUCGUGGAACAUCAACAGGAAAGGGCCACUGAAAUGCCUGAACCGUGCCUGGCCAGAUUCCUAUGGCCAUUACAGAGAGGCUUCGUUUACGCAAAUCAAACACCACUGGUGGUGGAAAAUACACAGGGUCUUCGAGGGUCUCCACGUGACGAGGAACUACACAGGUCACGUCGUGUUCCUGGAGGAGGACCACUACGUCUCCCCCGACCUCCUGCACGUCCUCAACAUCCUGCGGCACCAGAGGAACGCCCUUUGCCCGACCUGCCAAGUCCUGGCUCUGGGCAACUACAAUAAGAUGUCCACCGCCGUCUACAGAAACUAUAUCGAGCGAGGCGACUGGUGGGUCACCAAGCACAAUUUAGGAUUCGCCCUGGACAGGAAAGCGUGGAGGACCAUUUCCACUUGCAAGGAACAGUUCUGCAACUUUGACGACUACAACUGGGACUGGACGCUCAACAACCUCGAACACACGUGCUUUAAGCCCAAAAUGUCCAUGCUCUCGGUUAGGUUCUCAAGGGUCGUUCACGUCGGAAGCUGCGGCACCCACGUCAAGAAGAACAGCUGCGACGUCCGAAGGGAGGUCCUAGCAGCCGUGACUCGCUUCAACGGGGGCAAGCAGUGGCUGUUCCCCUCCAAACUCGUCCUCCAGGUCAACUACAGGGGCGCCGCCAGGUCCAAGAAGGGCAACGGCGGCUGGGGGGACCUCAGGGACAAGCAGCUGUGUCGGGCCAUCGGCAACGGCACCGCUUCGGAGGAAACGCUCCUGCGGCUGCAGUUCCCCGACAGGGAGUGAAGGACGCCCCCCUUUCGGCCCCCCGGCCUGCGUCCCCACCUCACUCGGGAUGCAGGGAGGAAAACCUGCCUUGUGAAUGGUUCCGAGGAGAGAGGGAGAGGGAAUCGGCUUACAAAUAGUGAAUCGUUUGAUAUGAAACCCACACACACACACACACACAUAUUAUAUUUAUAUAUACACUCACAUACAAGUAAGUAUGAUUUUCUGCAAGGUAUAUUUGGAUACAAGCCAAUACGUACAAACUCAUUACGCACAUUUACAUAACAAAUAACACUAUAAGGUUUUGAUUCACACAUAGGCGCUUCAGUCAAUCAAACUAGUAAUCAAUCACUAUAUACUAUAUAUCACACACCGAAAUAUAUAUAUAUGUAGUGUACGGACAUGUGUAGUCCCCAGGGGGCCCCACCUACCAAGAAGGGUGCCUUAAGGGCCAGGGUCCCUCCCCAUGAAGGUCAGUGGGCAUCUGUAGGGUAAGCCCACCCCCUGCUGUCAGAUCCCCUACUACUAUUGAUGUUCCACGGGGAAUAUGACCUUGUGGGAUGUCACAGCGGGAAAUCUCUUAAAUGGCUCAGUGUGUGGAACGUAUUUGGAUUAGAUAAGCGAGAUCACUGUGCAAAGUCCAGGGAGAAAAGGGCAAGGAUAGGCUAGCUUAAGAACAACACAAGAUGUAGGAGGAGGGGAAUAUGAAAGGAAAAUAUGUAGCAGAAGACAUAAGAAAGGAACGAGGUCAAGUAGAAGAACCACGAGGCUGUAUAUGAUAUGUGUUGUAUGUAUAGAUGCAAUCUUGCAGGGUCCAGCUCCAAUCUUUAAUUAAUACUGUCCCUUGGGCUCAAUACUUAGCUUUUCCCGUCCUUUCAAGUUUCUGAGCUGGAGCUGUCGGCCACGUAGUAUCAGUUCCUUACAGUAUAAGUAAAAAUGCCAGAGGAUGGAGGAAAGAAACGCCCGUGGUGCAGUAGAACAACGAAUGUAUUUUUCUAGCCCGUACAAAAGGCCGCGGGAGGCCGUGACGUCACGCUCGUGACGUGGAACAGUAUUUCAAACUUCAUAAAAUGGUUAUAAAAUGGCUAUGAAAUGGCAAUACAAAUAAUAAAAUAAAACAAAUAUGUCAUUAAGAGCGGAAAACAAUAGAUAAAAUACAUAAAAUAGGCAAAAUACAUUAAACGUACUAUAUUUACACACCGACAAUCGGCAAGCGCAACCGUACACACGCCCACGCAAACACCGCACGCAAGCCACGCAGACACGUGUCUUGACAUGCGUAUGCAGACAAGCAAGUAUACAGCUCAUACAUACACACCCACAUAUACAUAGCGCACGGACAGCGGGCGCACGCAAUUC